GAUCUCAGAUCAUGUUGGUGUGGGUUUAAGGGGCUGCUUUCAGAGAAAUUACUCUCUUCCAAACUUUUUACGCGGUUUAGAGUGUUGUAAAGAUGUGGGUUGCUCUUCUCCUUUUUCAUGGGGAUUUUCAAACCCUAAAUCUUUAUCAAACAGCAGCUGAAAACCCUUUCAUCUUAUCAUCAUCGUCAUCUUUUUCAAUAUCUUCACCCUUAAUUACAUACAGUUGCAGAAACAAAAACCCGAUCGACCCUUUUGAUUAACUUCCACCAUUUUCGUCAACAAUUCACGAAACCCUAGCUAAAAAUCUACCCACCAGUUUCUGUUUCUCCACCCUUCAAUUCGUUUUCUCAAUCUUUUGACCAGUUUUUACCACUCAGUUCUACUUCUUCCCCAGCUAAACCAUGGCAGAUUAUGAUUGGAGUUCUCUAUACGACAACGAAGCAUCAGCAAGUUCAAAACCAGUACACUUGAAACUCAUAUUUCCCGAUGAAAUCACUUCGCCGGUGUACACCAGAACAAGGAUCACUGGAAAAGCCGCCGGUAGUGAUGGAGGACGUAUUGAGUCCAUUAGAGUUAUCUUGGUUGACGGUCAAACCAACCAACAAGUAACCACCGGACCGGCAGCUUCUGCAACGGUGAAUUUAGUACUUCUUCCGGCAAACUUCGGUGACUCCACCACCAGACACGGCGGCGUUUGGACUCCUCAAGAUUUCCAAGACAAGAUCAUCACCAACUGGGGAAAAAAGAAAAAUCUUCUUUUGGGUGAUCUUACUGUCGUUCUCAAGGAUGGGAUCGGGACGGUGGGCGCAAUCCGAAUCAAACACGAUGGCAAACCGCUUAAAAAGGAUAAAUUUCGAAUAGGAGCGAUGGUUGUCGAUUGUCCGCUUGAGGUCCAAGAGGGUAUAACCGUUCCGUUUGAGGUCAAGGAUCGCCGGAAUGAAUCUAAGGAUUCAAGACAAUUAUUGGCUACUGAUAAGCUGUGGCGUUUGAAGAAUAUCGGGAAAAAAGGCCGGACCAUAAAAUGUCUCGAGAACGAAGGUGUCUUGACCGUGAGCGAUUUUCUUGAUAUGCACGAUUCGAACCCUCGGGCACUCAAAGAGAUAUGCGGUGUCAACAGCAAAAGUUGGGACACGAUGGUGCAUCACGCAAAAAGAUGCCGAAUUGAAAACAUGCCCGAUGGUUAUGGAUCGGUUGGAUCCACGUCUCAGUUGUCGAACAACUACAUGCCAUUCUCCGAUUCCGAUUGCUAUAUACCGCAGAUGUCUGAGAAUGAUAUUUCUGUUCGAGAUUAUGAAGAAGAUGGUCUAGUUAUUCUAGCCGGGGACUUUGUGUUCGAACCAUUUCCAGAAGAUGGAACCAAUGGUGCAGCGACUAGGGUCAGCAAUGGCCGGGAAGGGAGGGUUGUUUUGGCUAAGAAAAGAUGGAAGAAAGUUCGUGCUACUUUAUGGUUCUCGUUGGUGUCUUGCUUCAAGGCUGGGUUCGGUACUGUAGGUUCGACCCCGGCUGCUGGCUAUGCUGGUUCGAAGGUGGGUCCAACCCUAGCUGAUUAAGGUGGUUCGACGGUUAGGUGCCGCUUCCCGAAUAAAGAUUUGUGUGAAGGCUUUUCGAUUUAUUUUGGUUUCAAGUUAUGUCUGUUAUGUGUGUAAUAAAAUACUUGUUUAACUUUAUAUGUAAUAAAAUACUUGUU
Messenger RNA from Cynara cardunculus var. scolymus (artichoke), 1687 nucleotides. Its product is annotated as calmodulin-binding protein 60 D-like. Gene Ontology annotation, cellular component: nucleus. The transcript is spliced from 4 exons. The coding region runs from base 402 to 1550 and encodes 382 amino acids. Gene Ontology annotation, biological process: regulation of salicylic acid biosynthetic process. Gene Ontology annotation, molecular function: calmodulin binding; sequence-specific DNA binding; DNA-binding transcription factor activity. NCBI's taxonomy places the organism in Eukaryota, Viridiplantae, Streptophyta, Magnoliopsida, Asterales, Asteraceae. The record is from RefSeq and is a predicted model, not a curated record.